AUGUUCAGCUCGCUCCUCCCCAAACCAAAGCAUGCUCCCUACGACCCGAGUCUCAACGUGAGAGUCUCGCGUACAACCAGUCGCCACUCGUCCCAGCUUCUCCAUCUCCCUAAAAGCUCCAAUAAAACCAUCAUCGAUAACCCGCAUACCAACAACACCAUUUCGAAACUUCACCUAAACCCGGACGGAACUUUGGACUAUAACCUCACAAUCGCAUCUGCCACAGGCUCUAAUGUUCAGGCGUCAUAUGAGGACACCAUCGCCUUGAAAAAGCGGUUUCCCAAGCUAAAGCAUCAUUUUCCAAGGUACGAUUUGCAUACCAGUCCAGACAGCAGCCUUCAGAAAACCGUGCGAGAGACCAAAAAGGCCAUUGCAGCACUCAUGAAUCGCGGGGCAGGCUCCUCGUCCAAGAGCACCAACGAAGUGUCGUACGUGAAGUACGAAAACAAUAGUCUUGUGGAGGGAGAAGAUAGGGGACGGGUGAUCCAGAUACGAGAGUUCCAGGAAGACCCAAUGCUCCCGCCCAAAUUCAAGCUCAGAAAGAACCGACACAAAGAACCGUCUCCCCCUCCUCCUAUUUUGAAGAAUACAAAUGCCUCCCAAACGAAAUUGACCAAGGAAGACAGAGAGAAAUGGAAUAUACCCGCAGCAAUCUCCAACUGGAAAAAUAAUCAAGGUUUCACCAUCUCCUUGGAUAAGAGGGUUAUGGCUGCGAAUGGUGGAAAAGAGGAAGAGGUUCCUGAUUUAAACAUUGAGAAAUUUGGCAAGCUAUCGUCUGCUUUGGAAAAUGCCGAUAAGGAAGCAAGAGAGGAGAUCCGCAUUAGAAAUGAAAUGAUGCGAGAGUUGGCCAUCAAGGAAAAGCAGGAAAAGGAGGCGAAAUUAAGGGAGUUAGCUGAAGCUACUAGGCGAGAAAGAGGAAAAAGAGCAAAUCAUGAUGGUGGGAGUGAUUGGAAGAGAAGAAAAUGA
This is a messenger RNA of Suhomyces tanzawaensis NRRL Y-17324, 966 nucleotides long. It is a transcript of the gene PRP45, whose product is annotated as mRNA splicing protein. NCBI's taxonomy places the organism in Eukaryota, Fungi, Ascomycota, Pichiomycetes, Serinales, Debaryomycetaceae. Gene Ontology annotation, biological process: mRNA splicing, via spliceosome. The record is from RefSeq and is a predicted model, not a curated record. The coding region runs from base 1 to 966 and encodes 321 amino acids. Gene Ontology annotation, cellular component: spliceosomal complex. The transcript has a single exon.